ACUUUAAAUAGGUACACUUGAUAGGUUCUUGGGAAAUAUACAAAAAAAGACUAAAAAAACAAAAAUUUGACAUGAUAUAAAGUGUCAAAACAAAACAGAUGAAGUGAACCAACUUUUUGGAGGGAAGAAAUAGAGAGAUUUGGAGUUGCAGAAGCAAGAUCCUAGAGAGAGAAAAUAUUAUUAUAUCAUGAUAUAUUCAUAUAUAUUUAUACUAUAAAAAUUAAAAAAUAAAAAGACUGCAAAUAAAUCAAGGGAUUAUCCCAAAAAUGAUCACAAUAUAUCAUUGAAAUUCUCCUUGAGAUUUUAUCCUAUUUUCAUGUUUUCAUAGUAUCUUCUUUUCUCUCUCUUCAUUUUUCUUGUUUCUAUCUUCAUUUUUGUCAAAACUACAUUUAUUGCUAUCUUAGGUACGUAUUUUUGAUUUUCUUGUAACAUAAAAAAAAGUGUUUUAUUAUUUAUUAUUUGGGGGUGUUAAGGUUAUUUUUAGAGAAAGAAAGGGUAGAGAGAGAAAUGGAUAGUGAAGAUCAAGAGACAUCUUCUUCAACUUCUUCUUGUUCAUCUUAUUAUUGUUCAUCUUAUGAAGAUCAACCUCUUGUACUUGCCGUGGAUGAUAAUGUCAUUGACCGUAAACUUAUCGAAAGGUUGCUCAAGACCUCGUCUUGUAAAGUAACCACAGCUGAGAAUGCAAUGAGUGCAUUGGAGUACUUAGGAAUUGGAGAAGACCAACAGAACACCUCCACCUCCAAGGCUUCCAAAGUUAAUUUGGUACUCACAGAUUACUGCAUGCCUGGAAUGACUGGCUAUGAUUUGCUUAAGAAGAUUAAGGAAUCCUCACAGUUGAAAGAAGUGCCCGUUGUGAUAAUGUCCUCUGAGAAUGUUCCAUCCAGAAUUAACAAGUGCUUGGAAGAGGGUGCUCAUAUGUUCAUGUUAAAGCCACUCAAAUUAUCUGAUAUCAAGAAAUUGAGGUGCCAAGUUAUGAAGCGCAGACACUAGGCAUAUGGGAUGGUCACGUUAAUACAAGAUGUUAUGUUGAUACUAUGAAAAAAAAAUUCAAGGUGGAAAAAAAAGGGAGGGUAUAGUAAGCAUGGACGACAUAGGAAGAAGUUAAUUACCCGUGUUGAAAAUUUUGUUUUGGGGAACGCCUACCUUUUGCUUUUGAAAAUGACAGUUUGAAUACUCGGAAUUACUAUGCUAUCAUAGUAUCAUUUUCCUUAACCCAUUUUUGUUACGUUUUCUCUUGUAGUUUUAGUUAUUUUUUAAUAGUUUUUGUUCAUUGUUUUAGACUUUUCAAUUUUUCAAAGGACAUUUUUUUAAAUUUCUUUGAGAUUUAAUUUUGGGAGCUAAUUACAUCAAUAUCUUCCUUC
Chenopodium quinoa (quinoa) is the source of this 1361-nucleotide messenger RNA. RefSeq names its product two-component response regulator ARR17-like. The transcript is spliced from 5 exons. The record is from RefSeq and is a predicted model, not a curated record. Gene Ontology annotation, biological process: phosphorelay signal transduction system; cytokinin-activated signaling pathway. Bases 508 to 990 code for a protein of 160 amino acids. Lineage: Eukaryota; Viridiplantae; Streptophyta; Magnoliopsida; Caryophyllales; Amaranthaceae.